Molecule: messenger RNA, 1486 nt
Organism: Clarias gariepinus (North African catfish)
Lineage: Eukaryota; Metazoa; Chordata; Actinopteri; Siluriformes; Clariidae
Gene: kcnk12l
Product: potassium channel, subfamily K, member 12 like
Exons: 2
Coding region: 137-1486 (449 amino acids)
Biological process (GO): potassium ion transmembrane transport; stabilization of membrane potential
Cellular component (GO): membrane
Molecular function (GO): potassium ion leak channel activity
Source: RefSeq, a predicted model, not a curated record
UUUAUUUUUAAUUCAUUCAUGUAGACAAAUCUUUUAUGUGUCUUCUUUAGAUGCGUGGGUGUGCAUAUGUAUGCUUACUUUGUGUCUGUGUGUGUAUGCUUGUCUGGCUGUGUCGUUUCCUGCUGGUGCUUAAGUCAUGCCUCGCAGAACGGAUGCCAGGAGCAGCUGUUGCUUUCCACUGCACUUGAAUGAGGACAAUGCUCGUUUUGGCCUGUUGGCGGCGUUCAUCCUGCUCUACCUGCUCUGUGGGGCCCUGGUGUUCUCCGCCCUCGAGCGUCCGUCUGAGCUGCGGGCGCACCAGCGCUGGGAGGAACAGCUGGCUAACUUCACCCGGCAGCACAGGCUGAACCUGGAGAACCUGCAGGCUUUGCUGAGGCACUAUGAGGAGGCCUUCGUCACAGGCAUCCGUGUGGACACUCUGAGACCUCGCUGGGACUUCUCUGGAGCUUUCUACUUUGUCGGUACCGUAGUUUCCACAAUAGGUUUUGGCAUGACUACACCUGUGACGAUAGGGGGCAAAGUGUUUUUAAUAUUCUAUGGACUUAUUGGUUGUGCCGCAACCAUCUUGUUUUUCAACCUCUUCCUGGAGCGCAUCAUCACCAUGUUGGCGUACAUCAUGCGCUGGUGUCACGAGAGGCAGCUGCGGCGUGCUGGUGUGGGAGGAGAGGAGGCUCACAGUGAGGAUGACAGCCUGGAAGGCUGGAAACCCUCUGUCUACUAUGUGAUGCUCAUCCUGGGGGUGGCAGCACUGCUGAUUGCCUGCUGCGCCUCAGCACUUUACUCGUCUAUGGAAGACUGGGAUUACUUUGACUCACUCUAUUUCUGCUUUGUGGCCUUCAGCACCAUUGGCUUUGGAGACUUAGUGAGUAGCCAAAGGGAGAGCUACAAGGCACAGGAGGCUUACAGACUAGGAAACUGUCUUUUUAUCCUCAUGGGUGUUUGCUGCAUCUACUCACUUUUUAAUGUCAUUUCCAUCAUUAUCAAGCAGACCCUAAACUGGAUCCUGGCUAAGCUGGAUUGCAGCAAGUUGCAGUGUCCCUGUCGAGGACGGACCUACAGAAGGCAAGGCUCAGCAUGCUGCUGUUGCUGCCUUCCCAGCCAGCGGCACAGCCAGCACCCCAUAACCGGAAACCCCCGCCAGAGGGCACAGAAACGCAAUGCUGUACACCCAGCCCCUGCCAAUGAGGCUGCGCGGAAGCAGCGCUUCACUAAUGCAUCAGUGGAAACAGUAUGUGAUAGUGAGACUGAUCCUGGCCCCGGGCCAGAUGGAGGUUAUCUCACAGGGCACAGACUCUCAGGAGAAAUGAUCUCUGUCAACGACUUUAUGGCCAACAAGGUGUCUCUGGCCAUUCUGCAGAAGCAGCUCUCAGAGACCGCCCAUGGAAACCCAAGACAGAGCCAUGUUCGUCAGAACGGCUUUUCUGUUGGAGUAGGAGCCUUCGCCAUUAUGAAUAACCGCCUACAAGAGACGAGUGUUGACAGGUAG